AUGGCGGAAAAGGUCAAGAUCGCGCUCAUUCAAAUGCACCCUAAGGCCGUCGCGCAAGAGGAGAACUUCACCAAGGCAGAGGCAUUUAUCCGCACUGCCGUUUCCCAGGGCUGUUCGCUCGCCGUUCUGCCGGAGUACCAUCUCACAUCAUGGGUCCCCGACCAUCCCCAGUUCGUGUCCGCCUGCGCGCAGUCCUGGACCUACCUUGAACGGUAUCAGACCCUGGCCAAGGAACUAGGUGUCUCCAUCGUGCCGGGAACCAUUGUUGAGCCGGAUGGUGAGGAGGGCGCCGACGACUUGGACCUCCUCAACGUCGCGUAUUUCAUCGGCCCCGACGGCGCCGUGCUGGGGCGGUACCAAAAGAAGAACCUAUGGCACAACGAGAGGCCGCACCUGACCAAGGGACCGGAACCUCACGGCGCCUUCGACACGCCGCUGGGGAGGGCGGGGAUGCUGGUAUGUUGGGACCUUGCUUUCCCCGAGGCCUUUAGGGAGCUCAUCCGCGACGGGGCAAGGAUCAUCAUCUGUCCUGCCUUCUGGCUCGCGGACGAGUAUAAGCGCAACAACAGGGCGACGGGUACCACGGAGGUCGUGAACCGGGACUCGGAGAGGGUUUUCCUCGAGAACGUCACGGUGACGCGAGCGUUUGAGAACACGGCGGCUGUCAUUCUCGUCAACGCGGGCGGGCCCGUAGGGGGAGGCGGGGUGGAGGUUAGGGAGGGCGGGGCGAGAGUCCGUUAUUGUGGCGUCAGUCAGGUUGCGCUGCCGCUCGUGGGCGCGCUCGGCAAGCUGGGCGCCGAAGAGGCGAUGGAGAUUGUCGAGGUCGAUUUGGGGUUGUUGGAUGUUGCUGAGGGGGCGUACAAGGUGAGGGAGGACAUGAGGAAGGAAGGGUGGCACUAUGGGUACUCGAUCGUUAAGGAAUAA
Colletotrichum orchidophilum is the source of this 924-nucleotide messenger RNA. Its product is annotated as carbon-nitrogen hydrolase. Lineage: Eukaryota; Fungi; Ascomycota; Sordariomycetes; Glomerellales; Glomerellaceae. The record is from RefSeq and is a predicted model, not a curated record. The transcript is spliced from 2 exons. Gene Ontology annotation, molecular function: hydrolase activity, acting on carbon-nitrogen (but not peptide) bonds, in linear amides. The coding region runs from base 1 to 924 and encodes 307 amino acids.